UACAAGAUGGCGGAGGGGGACGAGGCAGCGCGGAGGCAGCAGUCGCACGAGGGGCUGCGGCGCCGGAGGCGAACCAGCGACCCAAACACCGGGGUUAACCACGUCUCGUCCACAACCCUCCUAGGUGAGAAUUAUGAAGAUGAUGACCUAGUAAACUCUGAUGAGGUUAUGAAGAAACCAUGUCCAGUACAGAUUGUUCUUGCACAUGAAGAUGACCAUAACUUUGAGCUUGAUGAAGAAGCUUUGGAGCAGAUAUUGCUACAGGAGCACAUACGAGAUCUUAACAUAGUAGUGGUAUCCGUGGCAGGAGCUUUUCGUAAAGGGAAAUCAUUUCUACUGGACUUCAUGCUUAGAUAUAUGUAUAACAAGGAUUCUCAAAGUUGGAUUGGUGGAAACAAUGAACCAUUGACUGGCUUUACAUGGCGAGGUGGUUGUGAAAGAGAAACAACAGGCAUACAAGUCUGGAAUGAAGUGUUUGUGAUCGACAGACCUAAUGGAACAAAAGUGGCUGUGCUGCUAAUGGAUACCCAGGGUGCCUUUGAUAGCCAGUCAACUAUCAAAGAUUGUGCAACAGUGUUUGCUCUGAGCACUAUGACUAGCUCUGUCCAGGUGUAUAAUUUGUCUCAAAAUAUUCAAGAAGAUGAUCUUCAACACUUGCAAUUAUUUACAGAAUACGGCAGACUUGCAAUGGAAGAAAUCUACCAGAAGCCAUUUCAGACAUUAAUGUUUUUGAUUCGAGACUGGAGUUAUCCUUAUGAACAUUCAUAUGGUUUGGAAGGUGGAAAACAAUUCCUUGAAAAGAGAUUGCAGGUAAAACAAAAUCAACAUGAAGAGCUACAGAAUGUAAGGAAGCACAUUCACAGUUGUUUCUCAAAUCUUGGUUGCUUCCUUUUGCCACAUCCUGGUCUUAAAGUUGCAACUAAUCCUAGUUUUGAUGGGAGAUUGAAAGAUAUUGAUGAAGAGUUUAAACGAGAGCUUCGAAAUCUGGUUCCAUUGCUGCUUGCCCCAGAAAAUUUGGUAGAAAAAGAGAUAAGUGGAUCUAAAGUCACUUGUAGAGAUCUUGUAGAAUAUUUUAAGGCUUACAUUAAAAUUUAUCAAGGAGAGGAACUUCCACAUCCAAAGUCCAUGCUUCAGGCAACAGCUGAAGCUAAUAAUCUUGCUGCAGUAGCAGGAGCAAGAGAGAUCUAUUGCAAAAGUAUGGAGCAGGUAUGUGGUGGGGACAAGCCUUACAUUGCACCUUCAGAUCUGGAGCGAAGACACCUGGAUCUCAAGGAAGUGGCGAUUAAACAGUUUCGUUCAGUAAAAAAAAUGGGUGGAGAUGAAUUCUGCCGUCGUUAUCAGGACCAGCUUGAGGCUGAAAUAGAAGAAACCUAUGCAAAUUUUAUAAAGCACAAUGAUGGCAAAAAUAUCUUCUAUGCUGCUCGUACCCCUGCCACACUGUUUGCAGUCAUGUUUGCUAUGUAUAUAAUCUCAGGACUGACUGGCUUCGUUGGCCUAAACUCUAUAGCCGUCUUGUGUAACCUUGUCAUGGGGUUAGCACUGACGUCUCUUUGUACUUGGGCAUAUGUUAAAUACUCUGGGGAGUUCAGAGAAAUUGGAACAAUGAUUGAUCAGAUUGCUGAAACACUAUGGGAACAGGUAUUGAAGCCCUUGGGUGAUAAUUUGAUGGAGGAAAACAUAAGGCAGUCUGUAACAAACUCUAUCAAAGCAGGCCUGACUGACCAGGUGUCUCAUCAUGCCAGAUUAAAGACAGACUGACAGUUCAUCUACUCAUGGACUCCACUCUUUCUUUUUUUCACGCUUGCUGUACAAUGAGAACUCAAAUAAAAAUAAACCAAAGUUUACAAUCAACUGUAGAAGUAGUUUAGUAUAACUGGCUUCACAGAUGGCUGCCACAGAGUGUGAAAUUGUUUGUUGGUUUUAAGCAUUCUGUUCAUGGCUCCUAAGGCAUGAAGAUGGGCUGAGGAGCAUUAGUUUUCAUGCACACUUGUACCAUGUUUAAUUCUUUUUUUUCCCUUUUUACUUAAUCUAAUGUUAGUGAAAUUUGUCUUAUGUAAAGGAUAUUUCAGGGAAAUAUUUUAAGAAAUCUAUUUAGAGUCUCUUUAACACAGUGUCCCAUUGAAAUUUUAAUUUUUAGAGAAGUUAUGAAUCACUGUAUCAAGAAUCAGUUUGGAAUGACAAUGAAGCCUUUAUUGAGCCACGACAUUAAAAGUAUAUAUUGCUUUACUGCCUUCAAUACCAGUAUUACAUAAAUGCAUGUAUCAGAAACUUCACAGAAAUUACAUGACAACUCUUGUAGCUAAGAAAGUGAUUCUGAGGUGUACAUUUGUCUUGCCUUUUUAAAUUUAUAAACCUGCCCUAAAAGGAGAUGCAUAUCUGGGAAACUGAACUGUCUUUAUGCAGUUUAGCCUUCAUGUACAUAAAAUAUGCCGUUAAUUUAUUGGGGGAGAAAUUCCAUCCAAAAAUGUUGCCUACAGCUAUGAGUUAAGAGUGUAUACAGUGUGUAGCUUUUAUUUUCUAAAAUCACAGGUAGGGCAUGUAUAUGAAUUAUAAAUAUAUAAAUACGAUUUUGUAUUAAAAGUUUUGUAGUUUAUGACAAAAUCUGGUUCUGUGGUAGGCUAAUGAGUACAGUCCCUGUGAAGGAAUGUUUGUGGCUCAUGUCAGUGUGUGAAUGCAUAGACAAUUUGAAGUUUUUGAUAUAUUUGUGAUAUUUAUCUUCUUGAGCACUGCAAUCUCACCACCCUCCCCCCACCCCCUCCCCCCAAGGGAAUUCAAUGGGAAUGUUUAUCGUGACUUUGUCCUCUGUUGCAUUUUAAAGUUCCUUCCUGUAAUUUAUUUUCAGUACAUAAUUAAAAAUUUGUAUAUAUAAAAUGGAA
Eubalaena glacialis (North Atlantic right whale) is the source of this 2876-nucleotide messenger RNA. It is a transcript of the gene ATL2, whose product is annotated as atlastin GTPase 2. The coding region runs from base 7 to 1758 and encodes 583 amino acids. The record is from RefSeq and is a predicted model, not a curated record. NCBI's taxonomy places the organism in Eukaryota, Metazoa, Chordata, Mammalia, Artiodactyla, Balaenidae. Gene Ontology annotation, biological process: protein homooligomerization; endoplasmic reticulum organization. The transcript has 13 exons. Gene Ontology annotation, molecular function: GTP binding; GTPase activity.